Symbiodinium sp. CCMP2592 is the source of this 3657-nucleotide messenger RNA. The record is from the annotation of a GenBank genome assembly. Lineage: Eukaryota; Dinophyceae; Suessiales; Symbiodiniaceae.
AUGGAGAUAAAUCUCAAUGAGUACAGGAUCCAAGACUUUCAUGAUCUGGAGCCGGCUUCGGCCUGCGACCGACUCGGUCGGCUCCUGCGCCAGCGGGGCGCGGCCAUCGUGAAGCUGCCGGCGCCACGAGGUGUUAUGCAUGAGGCGACAGACGAGAUCCGCAGGCAUCGGUUCGGGGACGGCCUUUUGCAAACGCCACGACAGGUGGCCAGCGCCUACUUCGGGGCCGCCUCCGCGUGGACGUACCGGCUGACGCCUCCGGGCUCCGAACCAUCCCAGGACGAAAAGGCACUCCGUUGCCUUGACUCUUUGAUGGAGGGCUUGGGCGCCACUGCAGCAGAGGCCGCCCAGCAGCAUCUGCAGCGCCUCGUGAAGAGCCGAGCUCCGGGGCUUCUGCACCUGCCGGCGGAAGAGGACGACGGCCCGGUCAACGCGGCGGAUGAUGGCCGGCUCACUGCCGAGGAGGACGACAGCCCGGACAACGCGGCGGAUGAUGGCCGGCUCACUGCCGAGGAGGCGUGGCGUCACCUCGUCCACUGCGGACGUCGGAAGGUGGUGUUGCUUUUGGCGUUUCGGCCGACCGUGGUGCAGCUGAAUCUGAGGCACAAAGGACCCGAGCCUGUCCAGCUCGACAUGCGAAGGGGGGAUGUUCUCAUCUACCUGCACGACCUUUGCUUUCUUCGGGUGCUAGAGACAGGGCCCCUCCUGCAACUGGACCUGAAGAUCGAAGCUACGAGGGAGCAGCAGGCUGCCGCGGAGGAGCUCCUGGAAGUCCCGCAAUCCCUGGUCCAGACGUACGAGAAGCUCCUGGAGCAAGCCAAGGUCAUGCCUGAGGAGGAGCUUGGCUUGCAGACUUUGCGCGGUGCGCAUCUCCAGUCGGUCCGUGGCAUCGGUAUCGCCUCGCUGGAAGUCGAGCUGCCUUCCUUGUGCCUGCGGGGGACCAGCUCAGUACCCUUACUGGCUUCCCUCCUGGGCGGCCUUGAUUCUGCGUCGCCAGCCGUGGGGCCCCCGCGAUCCGUCCGCCAACUCCAAGAAAGGCAGUUCUAUGGGGCCAAGUGGGACCUCGACGAGUACUUCAGCGCGGAUUCCGGCCAAGAUGAGUCCAAGAUCUACUGCAAGCACCACUCUGUGCUCUAUCGCAGCUGCGGUGUCUCCGACUUUGACUACCGGUACUUCGGCAUAGCUGCGGAAGAUGCCCGUGAGAUGGACCCUCGCUGCCGCCUGUUGCUGGAGGGCCAUGAGGCCGCGCUUCGCGCGGCUGGGCAGAGGAGCUCCCAAGAGCGACCCUAUGGGGUCUUCUGCGGCUUGAGUGGCCUGGGGUCAAGAGCUGCCUCGAACCCCUCCUUGAUCGUUGGCCAGGUCGCCGAGUUCCUGAAUUUGACCGGGACCACCAUGAACUUAGACACAGGUGAUGCGUCCUCUCUGAUGGCCGUCGAGCGCGCAGUUGUCGGCGUGCGCAAGGGAGAGUGCGUGGCUGCGCUGGCGAGUUCGGUGCACUGGAUCACCGGCCCGGAGGAGUCCCUGACGAUGUGCCGGCAGCGGCUUCUGGCGCCUAGCGGCCGCACCCGGUCCUUUGAUGCCUCAGCUGACGGCUUCCUACCGGGUGAAGGUGCGGUGGUUUGUCUGUUGGGCAGUCCGUCGGGGACGAGCGCUGGAGGAGAUCGAGGUUCCAUCGUGGGAGUCGGCUCGAAAUUCUCGGGUAAAGCCGCGAGUCUCAAGGCCCCCCACGCUCCAAGCGUCAGCGAGGUGCUGGCGAAGGCGGCCCGAGACGGUGCGUUGCCCCUGGCUACGUUGGACGCUGUGGAAGCCUCGGCUGGUGGUCAAGCGAGCAGCGACGCGGAAGAGCUCGCGCUGCUGAGACGAGCCCUGCGCCACCGCGACGCCAGCCGUCCUGUUGUCGUAUCCUGCAUCAAGGCCUCCUUCGGCAACGCUGGGGUUGCCGGGGGUCUCCUGGGAAUCGCGCGGAAUCUGAUCUUGCUGGGCCGUGGCCUUCAUGGGCCCCAGCUGCACCUGCACACGCUGGCCCUCGAGCCGCCCGAAGACGAAACUGGCACGCGGAGGAGUCUCCAUAUUCCAACGGAAGCGCUGGCAGGAGGGCGCCUCGCCUCGCAGAUCUUUGGCGUGUCCUCCUUUGCCACCACAGGCUACUGCGCUCAUCACCUGGUUUUGGCCGAGCCUCCAGUGGUCCCGUCCAAGGCGAGCCAAGGGCAGGGCCCUCUGUGGUGGCCCUACAAGCUCAUGGAGAAGGACAGGACGUUGGUCUAUCGCGGCUACUUCCUGCAGGGCACCAUGACGGCCUGGUCCGAGGGGUUGCCAAUGACCCGUGUCAACGAGGAGGAUGAACUUGACACCUUCGAGGGCUACAUCGGCCUGGAGAGCGACUUUCCGGAGACGUUCCAGAUCUGGGUGGACGACGACCCGGACAAGGCGCUGCAUCCUCCUCGGCGCGGCGACCCGGCGGAGGCUGCGGUGAUUGGACCGUCGUCAGCCGCGCCGAGGUCCCUUUGCUGGAAGAUUGGUGCAGACGGCCGGGCUGGCGACGGCUACCGCGUCCGGCUGCAGGUGAACGGCAGCCUGAGGCGCCUCUCCUGGACGAAGAUGCCCCAGGAGGCUCGGACCUCGCUUUCUUGGACUCUCCGCCCACACGGCUUCAGUCUCCUCGGGGACCACAGCUCGUGGACCUUCGAGGCUAUGCGCGCGGAGCCCGACGGAUCCUUCAGCGCUGAGAUGCAGCUCCUCAAGGCCCUCAGCAACUUCCAAAUCUUCCGGGACGAAGACUUCGAGCAGGGCAUGUAUCCAGCACACGAGGCCAUGAAGAGGGUGGCAGGCAUGGCCGCCUUGGAUGCUGGGAAAGUGGAGAUGAGUGGGAAGGACGUCCUUGGCCCGGACCCACACGGUGACGGCCUGAACUUCCAGGUCGCCGGCGAGGUUGGGUCCCUUUUCCGACUCAGCUUGCGGAUGACGCCGGAAGUUUCUGUGGCUUGGGAGAAAGUCGGAUGGCGCGCCGUGGAUUUCAAGGAAGUCACCAAGAGCCACGCAUACUACGUUGCCGGCUCCUGGGACAAGUUCGCCAACUGCCAGGCGAUGGAGCGCGAUUCAUGCGGCAGCUGGUCCCUUGAGGUCACCGUGCAGAACCGCAUCGAGAGCUUCCAGAUCCUGCUUAACCGUAACUGGUUGGCCACCGUGCACCCGGACGUUUCCAGGGCAGCCUUGGACGACGAUUUCCGAAUCGAGGGCCCCGACGAAGCUGGUCAUGGCAAAUACUUCUGCCUAGGUGGCUCCGAUAGCGACCGGUUCGAACCGGGCUCUCUGGCAGUCAUUCACAUGGAGAUCGAGCAGGGCUUUCCCUGCAGAGUCUGGUGGGAGAGGUCGAACAGCGAUCGCGCCCACGAGCUUCGUAUCGCCGCUGGUCUCGGCACUUUCCCGGAGAGGCAUUUCCGCUUGCUGGGCAUGAUCCCCUACAACGAAGACACAGAUACCUCAGCGUAUUUGGCCAAUCCGCCAGAUUGGUGGAACGAAGGACGUGUUGAGCGUGACUUCAUCGAGGAGAGGCGAGACAUCCUGAAGAAGGCCGCGAAGCAUGUGGCGGAGGUGAGGGACACCCCGGAGAACGAGCUCAUGGAGAAACGGAUGCAGCUUUCGCGGUCACUCGCCUAG